AUGAAAAUUCACAGCUACAUGGAUGUGAAUACAACCAUGAAUGAAGAGUUUAUCAAACUCGGAGCCCUAGAAGAGCAGCUUCUCCAGCGAGUAACAGAAGUCGAUGCGCCGACUGAUGCCCCGCAAGAUCGUGCCAAGUCCUGGAACCGCGCUAUCACACGCGUGGCCGAAAGUCUUGAUGCGAUUUACCCGCAAAGAAUAAACUCGCAUCUGCAUCGAGAGGCGUUUCUUAAAUGGGCUGAUCUCCGUGUUCAGACUGGCGCGUCAAAAAUUCGUGCGAAUGUUUUGCUACCCCCGCUUCAGAACGAAAUCCCUCGCAGCAAGUCGCCCAUGCCUGAACACCGUCGGCUUGUUGAUGCCAUUUCUUCCUCGACAUCAUCCGAGCACCUGUCUCCUGGUCUGCUACCUGAACUUGACACAGACCUACGUGACGUGCAUCCUCUGAUUUGGCAUCCAGACCAACAGAUCAAGACAUUGAGCCUCGAGAUCUCCAAGGUGCGCGAGGCUUUGUACUCUGCGCCGAUCCCUGGACAAGAACUAGGACCCAUGUGGCCGUUGAACGUGAGCUACCUGAACUUCCUCGACUUCCAACUUGUUCCCUCACUGGUGUAUAAGCUGCAGUAUCCGAGACUAAAGGAGGUGCGUGUCUGGUACGUUAUUGAGCGCUGCGUUGCUCUGUUUGGCACGUUCUUGGUGCUCUACGUCAUCACUGUCCAUUGGAUUAUCCCUGCAACUGAAGACACGUCUGCGAGUCUACUGUCUCUUUCUUUGCGCCUUAUGGCGCCAAUGAUAUCAUGCUACUUGCUUCUUUUCUACCUCAUGUUUGAAUGUGUGUGUCAGGGAUUCGCUGAGAUCACUCGCUUCGCCGACCGCGAAUUCUACCGCGACUGGUGGAACUCGACAUCGAUGGAGGAGUUUUCACGGAAUUGGAAUCGGCCAGUUCAUCACUUCUUGCUUCAACACGUCUACGUAUCCUUGAUUUUCCGUGCCGGGAUGAGCAAGUCGUCAGCAUCUGUAUUUACCUUCCUCUUGAGCUCCGUGUUCCAUGAGAUCGUCAUGAUUAUCGUCAGCGGCAAAAUCCGCGGCUACCUCUUUGCGAUGCAAAUGAGCCAGAUCCCUCUCAUCAUGAUGGCGCGUCUUGAAUUUAUUCGCUCUAGGCCGGCACUUGCGAACUGUCUCUUUUGGAUGGGAAUGGUGAUUGGUUUGCCGAUGCUGAAUAUUUUGUAUCUUAUGUUUUAA
This is a messenger RNA of Malassezia globosa CBS 7966, 1239 nucleotides long. RefSeq lists its product as uncharacterized. Gene Ontology annotation, biological process: ergosterol metabolic process. The transcript has a single exon. NCBI's taxonomy places the organism in Eukaryota, Fungi, Basidiomycota, Malasseziomycetes, Malasseziales, Malasseziaceae. The record is from RefSeq and is a predicted model, not a curated record. The coding region runs from base 1 to 1239 and encodes 412 amino acids. Gene Ontology annotation, molecular function: ergosterol O-acyltransferase activity. Gene Ontology annotation, cellular component: endoplasmic reticulum membrane.